Messenger RNA from Talaromyces stipitatus ATCC 10500, 1137 nucleotides. RefSeq names its product L-serine dehydratase, putative. Bases 1 to 1137 code for a protein of 378 amino acids. The transcript is spliced from 3 exons. Gene Ontology annotation, molecular function: pyridoxal phosphate binding; L-serine ammonia-lyase activity; threonine deaminase activity. Gene Ontology annotation, biological process: L-threonine catabolic process; L-serine catabolic process. NCBI's taxonomy places the organism in Eukaryota, Fungi, Ascomycota, Eurotiomycetes, Eurotiales, Trichocomaceae. The record is from RefSeq and is a predicted model, not a curated record.
AUGGAGCCAAUACCGCCAAAUAAAUCACAGAGAAGACGGCCAUGGAUCAAAACACCAUUAAUUGAGUCAGCCACACUCUCCAAAGCUGCAGGAUGUCGGAUUUUUCUGAAAUUAGACUGUUUACAACCUUCUGGUAGUUUCAAGUCGAGAGGCAUCGGCAACUUCAUUCUCUCCCAACUAUCUGACCCCUCAAAUGAUGGCAAAAAAUUACACUUCUACAACUCCUCUGGCGGAAACGCUGGCCUUGCGGCCGUAGUCGCAGCUCGCGAUUUGGGUUGUCCUUGUACCAUUGUUGUACCCCAUAGCACGAAACAGAUGAUGAUUGACAAGUUGCGAGUCGCCGGUGCUGCUGAUGUGAUUCAACACGGAGCUAGUUGGUAUGAAGCUGAUACUUAUCUUCGGGAGACGUUUAUCAAGACAUCGAAGCAGGAGGGAUCUUCGGAUGUUAUCAGAGAGGCUGGUACUGUUAAGAAUGUAUAUGUGCCUCCUUUUGACCAUCCACUUGUUUGGGAAGGGAAUUCUACCAUUAUUCCUGAGCUGGUUGAGCAGCUUCCUGCCCGCGAGGAUGUGGACGAAGCACAAGAAAACGCCCAGUUCCCUGCGGAGGUGAUCAUAUGCAGCGUUGGUGGAGGGGGCCUGUUCAAUGGGCUUAUCCAGGGCCUCCAUGAAUACAACAAAUCCCAUACAAGCAAUAGCUCCAAAGGCAAGAAAGUGAAAGUACUCGCCACGGAAACCAAAGGAGCAGAUUCCUUAGCUUACUCUCUGCAAAACGGGACGCUCAAGUCUCUCGACGCAAUUACAUCCAUUGCAACAACUCUAGGCGCCUUGUGCGUGUCAUCACAAACGUUUCAAUAUGCAUCCGAGCCACCGGAGGGCGUCGAGGUUACGAGUGUAGUGGUAUCUGAUGCCGAAGCAGCUAGAGGGGUAGUUACGUUCGCGGAUGAGAUGCGUAUACUAGUUGAGCCGGCCUGUGGGGUGUCGAUAGACGUUGCCACAGGAAAGAAGUUGAGGGAGGCAGUGGGAGAUGGUAAAUUAGGGCCGAACAGUCGUGUUGUAGUUGUUGUUUGUGGUGGUUCGACUGUUACUCCUGAAAUUGUGGCUGAGUAUCGUUCAAGACUUGCACAGGGAUGGAUGUGA